CUCUCCUCCCUCUCUCUCUCUCUUCAUCGUCUCUGCCUCUGACACUCUGCUCGAUGAACCACUAAAUCAACGCAAAAUUAAGGUUGAAAUGGAAACACGGAUGAUGGACACGUCAUCCCUCGAGAAGACUCCCCUCCUCGAUCGCACCGCCACCGGCGCUCCCUCCGCCCGCCUACUCGUCGCCGGCGUCCUCCUUAUCCUCCUCCUACUCCUCGGCCUUACCGCUUCCCCUCCCUCCAAAGCCACCUACCACUCCCUCUUCCUCUCCCUCGGCGACAACGCCACCGCCGCCCGCCACCUCCUCGCACUCACCCGCAGCCCCCACGUCGCCGGCACUCCGGCCAACGCCGAUGCCGCCUCCUAUGUCCGCUCCGCACUCUCCGCCGCCUCCUUCCCCGCCCACGUCGCCUCCUACGACGUCCUCCUCUCUUACCCCGUCCUCCGCUCCCUCGCUCUCUCCCCUUCACCGCCGCCCUCGUCCGUCCCCGCCACCGCCUUCCACCUCGUACAGGAGAUUUACCCUGGGGUCCCCUUCGCUGAUGCCGCCGCCGAGGCGCUCCCCGCCUUCCACGCCUACGCUCGCUCCGGCUCCGCCGCUGGCCCUGCCGUCUACGCCAACUACGGUCGCGUGGAGGACUUCGCCAACCUCAGGGCGAUGGGGGUGAACGUCACCGGGGCGGUGGUUCUAGCGAGGUACGGGAAGAUAUACCGGGGGGAAAUCGUAAGGAACGCGGCCGCCGUUGGGGCAGCCGCCGCGGUGGUGUACACCGAUUCCAAGGAUUACAGCGGCGAUCGCUGGUUCCCGGAUGGACCGGGGAUGCCGCCGAGUGGUGUCCAGGCGGGAAGCACGUACCGGGGAAUCGGGGAUCCGACGACGCCGGGAUGGCCAAGCUCUGCGGGUUGUGAGCGGCUGAGCGCGGCAGAGGUGGCGACGAGUGGUAUGACGCCGGGGAUUCCAUCGCUACCGGUCUCUGCGAGGGACGGCGAGGCGAUACAGAGGUCCAUCGGGGGACAGGCGGCACCUCAUGAUUGGCAGGGAGGCGAAGGGGCUCCCGUUUACCGGCUUGGUCCUGGUCCCGGGUUCCUCAACCUGACGUACAUUGGCAAUGAAACACUGGCAACAAUAGAGAACGUCUGUGCUAUGAUCGAAGGGGAAGACGAGCCCGACCGGUAUGUCAUUCUUGGUAAUCAUCGAGAUGCAUGGACAUUUGGAGCAGUCGAUCCAAACAGCGGAACUGCAGCUUUACUCGAGAUUGCUCAGAGGCUGGGGAAGCUACGAAAGAGAGGAUGGAGACCUCGGCGGACCAUUGUCUUUUGUAAUUGGGAUGCAGAAGAGUAUGGCUUGAUUGGAUCAACAGAAUGGGUUGAAGAGAACAAGGAAAUGCUAGCUUCAAGAGCUAUUGCUUAUUUGAAUGUUGACUGUGCAGCCGGAGGUCCUGGAUUCCAUGCAUCUACAACACCGCAGCUUGAUGAAAUAAUUAAACAAGCAACUAAAAAGGUUCAAGACCCAGAUAAUUUCUCUCAGAUGGUAUAUGAUUCAUGGGUUAACUCCAAUGAUUCUAAGCUCAUUGGGAGAUUAGGUGGUAGAGGAACAGACUUUGCAGCAUUCGUCCAACAUGUUGGAGUUCCUUCUGUAGACUUGUUUUUUGGAGGAGGAUACCCAGUUUACCAUUCGUUGUAUGAUGAUUUUGUAUGGAUGCAGAAAUUUGGAGACCCUUUAUUCCAUAGACAAGUGGCAGUGGCUAGCAUCUGGGGUCUUGUUGCUUUGAGGCUUGCAGAUGAUGAGUUCUUGCCUUUUAAUUACAUUUCCUAUGCUCUUGAGCUCCAGGGAAGCACAAAGACACUAGAAGACAAGGUAUUGGGGAUGCCUGUUACUUUCACUCCAUUGUACAGGUCAAUAGAGGAAUUGGAGAAGGCAGCUACUAAUAUAGACAAAGAGAAAAAGGCACUAGAACUGGAAGUCGGAUUAGUAGGACGCAGAAAGGAUCUGCUGAAAGUUCGAGAACUCAAUGACAGGCUGAUGAUGGCCGAACGGGCAUUUACAGAUCGGGAGGGGCUCUUUCACAGAGAAUGGUACAAGCAUUUGAUUUAUGGACCUUCAUUGCAUGACGAUUAUGGAUCAAAUUCAUUUCCUGGGAUCGAUGAUGCGAUCGAGAAGGCUAAGAGUUUGAACACUUCAGAUUCAUGGCGUUUUGUGCAGCAUGAAGUGUGGAGGGUUGCCAGGGUUGUCACCCAGGCAUCCCUAGUCCUUCAUGGAAAAUUCACGUGAAUCCCCGUGUUGUCAUUCUAUAAUUUCCUAUAUAUGCCAAGAAAAUGUUCAAUCCAGUUAUAUCUGAUAGCCCAAUACGAAAGACAAGAAAGGCCACAAAAAUUAAUGCUAGUGAUCGGUGGAAAUUAAGUACUACAGUGCUUUAGUUGGAUCUGAUCA
This is a messenger RNA of Musa acuminata AAA Group (dessert banana), 2428 nucleotides long. Its product is annotated as probable glutamate carboxypeptidase LAMP1. The record is from RefSeq and is a predicted model, not a curated record. The transcript is spliced from 12 exons. Bases 89 to 2269 code for a protein of 726 amino acids. Lineage: Eukaryota; Viridiplantae; Streptophyta; Magnoliopsida; Zingiberales; Musaceae. Gene Ontology annotation, molecular function: carboxypeptidase activity.